Apodemus sylvaticus (European woodmouse) is the source of this 2978-nucleotide messenger RNA. It is a transcript of the gene Pm20d1, whose product is annotated as peptidase M20 domain containing 1. Bases 22 to 1536 code for a protein of 504 amino acids. The transcript has 13 exons. The record is from RefSeq and is a predicted model, not a curated record. Gene Ontology annotation, molecular function: hydrolase activity, acting on carbon-nitrogen (but not peptide) bonds, in linear amides. Gene Ontology annotation, biological process: amino acid metabolic process. Lineage: Eukaryota; Metazoa; Chordata; Mammalia; Rodentia; Muridae.
UGGCGGCGCCAGGAGAGAGACAUGGCUGGAGAGAAACACAUGAGCUUGCUCGCCCAGGCAGCUACGCUCCUUCUCUUUUUCGCUUCUGUCUUCGGAUCCACCGGCCCUGGGAGCAGGGAAAAUCUGGGGGCAUCGCGGAUCCCUUCCCAGUUCAGCGAGGAGGAGCGCGUCGCUAUCAAAGAGGCGCUGAAAGGUGCCAUCCAGAUUCCCACAGUGUCUUUCAGCUACGAGAAAUCCAACACCACAGCCCUUGCUGAGUUUGGAGAAUACAUCCGCAAAGCCUUUCCUACAGUGUUCCGAAGCAGCCUUGUCCAACAUGAAGUCGUGGCACAGUAUAGCCACCUGUUCACCGUCCAAGGCUCAGACCCCAGUUUGCAGCCCUACAUGCUGAUGGCUCACAUCGAUGUGGUUCCUGUCUCUGAAGAAGGAUGGGAGGUGCCCCCGUUCUCAGGCCUGGAGCGCAAUGGCUUCAUCCACGGCCGGGGUGCGCUGGACAACAAAAACUCUGUGAUGGCAAUCCUACACGCUUUGGAGCUCCUGUUGAUCAGAAACUACAGCCCCAAAAGAUCUUUCUUCAUUGCUCUGGGCCAUGAUGAGGAGGUGUCUGGGACAAAGGGGGCUCAGAAGAUCUCAGCACUCUUACAGGCAAGGGGUGUCCAGCUAGCCUUCCUCGUGGAUGAAGGGAGCUUCAUAUUGGAAGACUUCAUUCCGAACCUCAAGAAGCCGGUUGCUAUGAUUUCAGUCACUGAGAAGGGUUCCCUUAACCUCAUGCUGCAAGUGAACAUGACUCCAGGCCACUCUUCAGCUCCCCCAAAGGAGACAAGCAUUGGUAUCCUGUCUGCCGCCAUCAGCCGACUGGAGCAGACACCACUGCCAAACAUGUUUGGAAACGGGCCAUUGAAGAAGACACUGAAGCUACUGGCAAAUGAGUUUUCCUUCCCUGCCAAUAUAGUCUUGGGGAACCUGUGGCUAUUUCGUCCCAUUGUGAGCAGGCUAAUGGAGAGGAAUCCUAUAACAAAUGCGCUCGUCAGAACUACCACAGCCCUCACCAUGUUCAACGCAGGCAUCAAGGAGAAUGUCAUCCCGCCAUUGGCUCAGGCUACAAUCAACUUCCGAAUUCACCCUUCGCAGACGGUCCAGGAGGUCCUAGAACUUGUCAAGAAAAUCGUGGCUGAUGACCGAGUCCAGUUGCGAGUGUUGAGAUCCUUUGAGCCCCUGCCCGUCAGCCCCUCCGAUGACCAAGCCAUGGGCUACCAGCUGCUUCAACAGACCAUACAAUCUGUCUUCCCGGAAGUCAAUAUCAUCGUCCCUGGCAUUUGUAUUGCCAAUACAGAUACCCGACACUAUGCCAGCAUCACCAAUGGCAUGUACCGGUUCAACCCCAUUUUCCUGCAGCCUCAGGAUUUCAGAAGUAUCCAUGGAAUCAAUGAGAAAAUUUCUGUUCAGAACUACCAGAACCAAGUGAAGUUCAUCUUUGAGUUCAUCCAAAAUGCAGACACCUACAGCCAGCCAGCCCCUCAUCUGCAUGAACUAUGAGGCAAGGAUCCGGCUGGGUGAGGGGUGCCCAGUGCUAGGCCAGGACUAACCUAAGGAGAGAGAGCUGGUGUUAAUGAAAGGUUUGGUGGAAACCUUCCUGUAGCCCAGAGUCCACCUGCCUGGCUCCCUCCUCCACUCAUCAGGGAGUGACGUCAGGAGGAAGGGAGAUGAACCAAAUCUGGCCAUGUCCUCCUGACAUCCGCGUUCUUCCUCUGAGCCGCGUCUACUGCCUUCUGGUGUGCCCUGCCUUUUGGCCUGUGCCAUACUGGUUACUAACUAUUCCACUCUCCCAGUCUGUCAUGACAAAUACAGAUUUUGGAAAACCCUCAAGCAGGUUUUAAUAUAGACAAGAGUGUUGACUUCAGGUACUUGAGCUGGACUGUCUUCUAGAAUUUCCUUUCUCCUGUCUUCUCUCCGACGCGGGAGCUGCCCCUUGGCCUCUCUCUUCCUGCCUCUGCUUCCUCCCUCCAGCCUCCAGUUCAUUCCACAUCUGGAGUUAAGACUCAAACUGAGAUGCUCCUGUGAUCACAGUCAGAUAAAGGGGUCUGUGUAGUGAACGUCCAAUGGUCUCUGACAGGUGAGCUUGAGGUGGAGACUUUGAGAGAGAACCCCAGGGGUGUGGGCUCUUGGGAUUUUGUUCCCCUUCCCUGCCCUGUUCCUGCCACCUGCUGUUGCGGGCCCCACCCCAGGAAGCACUAAUCUGAGGAAGCAUUUCCCUGGCAUAGUGUGAGGGGAACACUGGAGAGCCUGCUUCUCAGCAGCGGCGUUCACAACCAGCAGCGCCCUGGCCCUGGUAUGUCCCGUUUCAGAAUGACCAAGGGGGAAGUGGAGGACAAGGAAGGGGGUGACUAGAGUAGGGGCUCUUCCCGGGGCAAGAGAAGCAAGGGGAGGCAGCCACUAUUAGAGUAGAGCAGAGCUCCUGUCUUCUCUCUGGACUUCAAACCUAGGCAUAUUUGAGUGUGCCAGGAGCGGCCAGGUGGGGGGCACUGGAAAGCAGCAUUUCUUGGCUCGAGGCCAGCAUCUCUGCUUUGUGGAUCACAUGGGAGCCGAGGUCACAAAGGGAGACAGACACAGAAGUGGAGCUUGAAAGGUUCCCUCUUUUCCCUUUUCCAGACUAGGACCUCCUGUGUCUCCCAGGGGUUUGAUAGUUCUAGGUUUGCUUGCCCCCUCCUCAGAGAUUCACGUCUCCCUCACUCCCAAGUCCUCUCCUUCCUCCCAGGUUAUGAACUUGAAGCACUGGCUUAAUUGUUAGCAUUAAAAACAGUGUGGGGAUUAUUCAAGCUUUUUAGCUACUCCUGCUAAGAUUCACAUUCCUCCCCUCACUCUCCCUUUUUGGCCAAUUCAGUACUUAUUCAGCCUCUGUUGGAGGGCAAGCUGGAGAACAAAAAAAAUAACCAUUUGCUUUUGCGCAGAGCCCUAAGAGAUUUUUUUUUUUUUUUUUU